This is a messenger RNA of Aspergillus alliaceus, 2136 nucleotides long. RefSeq lists its product as uncharacterized. The record is from RefSeq and is a predicted model, not a curated record. The transcript is spliced from 2 exons. The coding region runs from base 225 to 2006 and encodes 593 amino acids. Lineage: Eukaryota; Fungi; Ascomycota; Eurotiomycetes; Eurotiales; Aspergillaceae.
CAACUUUUUGAUAUUGAAGUUUCAGCUGAACUACCGUUUGUUACAAGGUGUGGAAAAAAGAAAAAAACAAAAAAACAAACUUAUCGUGCGUCCAACACCAUUUUCAUACCUGGUAUUCUGUGGCUCUACGUUGGGAUCUUACGUCUCUAUGCUUCGACGGUGGUCUCUCGAAGAACUUGCUUCACAAGCCACUUUCCAGAGCCCCGCCAUCAUUACCGUUCAUAAUGGUCGGAAGGGUAUUCUUUGCCGACAGCCAUGAUGAAUACAAUACACACCCGAUCUUCGACCUAAUACGAAACGCAAAUAAGCAGUGGGAAGAGUACGAGCAUGAUCGGUCGACAACCUUUCGCGAGACUGUCUCAAAGUACCGGAAACGAUAUGGACGGCACCCACCUCCAGGAUUUGCCGAUUGGUACAAAUUCGCGCGGGACCGGAAGGUCCAUCACAUCGAUGAUUUCCAGCAGAUUAUAGACGACUUGCGACCGUUUUGGGGUAUCGAGCCUUGGCUUAUACGACAGAUGGCUGCGAGCCUAUCUGACCAUGGCAACGGCAUGGGAGGCAUACAUAUCCGCAAUAAAACAGUCGCGAAGAUAUCGCAACCCAGCUGGCGUGUAGAGGCUUUGGCCGCUGUGGUUUCUAGAAUCGUUGAAUACUUGCCAGACAUGGACAUUGCAGUGAACAUCCACGAUCAGCCCCGACUAGUGGUCCCUUUCGAAGAUAUUCAACAGUAUCUACAUGUCGAGCAGAACUCGAGACACACGAAUGCUACCUCAACCGACCAUUUCACGGCAGACAUGGACCACCUGCAGAACUUGACGCAUGCGCAAGAGGUUUGGGAUGAGGAGAAGGAGGCACAGUGGUUCUGGCCUGAAAAGCAUCGGCUAAUGGGGGUAGCCAAAGCAGCUUGUCCUCCUGAAUCGCCUGCACGUGACUCAAACAUGACCGACGAAGAUGCGGAUCGGUUGUACAAAACGCCAGUCGGGGGAUUUGUGAGCAACUUCAAUCUUUCCACGGAUCUCUGUACCGUAGGACCAGCGCUGGAGAAUCUCCAUGGUCUUCUCUUUGCACCAGCCUCGAUUAUAUUAUCACAGAAGCUUUUACCGGUGUUCGGCGAGUGUAAGGUCAGCGUCAACAAUGAGAUUCUGUUCCCUGCGAACAUGUACACCAUGAAGGACCCACGAUACGAAUAUAACCCGAGUUCCGACGUCGAAUGGGAGCGCAAAGCAGACACUCUACUCUGGCGAGGCGCCACGUCUGGCGGUAUUUCACGAGAGGAGGAUUGGCGAGAUCUGCACCGUCAACGACUGGUCCUUCUCGCCAACGGAACCUUGGACCACAAUGGACAAGUCUCAGUACUGGCUGAGAACGCGCAACAUGUAUACGAGCCGACUAGAGACUUUAAUUCGUCCAAUUUUGCGCAAAAUCACUUCGAUGUUGGUUUCACCGAGAUUUGGGCCUGUGAGCCUGAUUGCUCAAUGUAUGACAGAGUGAUUGGGGUGAAAGCUCCAAUCCCGCUGAGUGAGCAGUUCAAGGCGAAAUAUCUAAUCGACGUGGAUGGCCACAGCUUCUCCGGUCGGUGGCGUGCGUUUCACUUUAGCAGAUCAUUGGGCCUCAAAGCGACUAUAUUCCGAGAAUGGCACGACUCACGGCUCUUUCCUUGGCGACACUUCGUCCCUCUGGACAACCGAUACGAUGAUCUCUAUUCCCUCAUGACCUACUUCAUCGGCACCGGCCAUCGUUCCGAAGAGAGCUCACAGCCAGAGCCACACGUCCCCGGUCAUGACUUCGAAGCCAAAAAGAUCGCAUCGCAGAGCCGUGACUGGGCUAACCAGGUACUGCGUGAUGAAGAUAUUGACAUCUACAUGCUCCGCCUGCUGCUGGAAUAUGGACGCAUCAUAGAUGACAAUCGGGACUCUAUUGGGUACAGUGGAAAUGGCAGUGAAUUGGAUAAGUACGACAGAGAAUCCUUUCAUACAUUUUCCCGGGGCGGCGGUUGGAGUUAUUAGUGCAAGUCUAACCAAUUGUUGGGAUCGGAGAUUCCCAUGGCCUAAUUCUUCUCACAGCCUGUUCUGUCCAAUUCAUGCCACCCCCCGCCUAUCCGGUCCCAAGAUUAUCUCCGCUAAUCAGCAAAUAUCC